AUCGCUACAAUUUCUCCAGGGAUGGCAUCAUGUGAAAACACUCUAAAUACAUUGAGAUACGCAAAUAGAGUAAAGGAAUUUGGAAUUAGUCCUUCAGACAUUCCCUUCUCACAGGGUAGUGGCAGUCGCUCUGAUCUCUCUCCUUCCUAUGAGUAUGAUGACUUUUCUCCUUCAAUCACCAGGGUGAAGGAGCUGAUGGUUGAUCCUAGUGCUUCAGGAGAAAUCUGUCCUAUUAUACACCAUGCUCCCAAUCAGAUUGAUGACUUAGAGGAACAGUGGGGUGUGGGGAGCUCUCCUCAGAGAGAUGAUCUCAAACUGCUUUGUGAACAAAAUGAAGAGGAAGUUUCUCCACAGUUGUUUACUUUCCAUGAAGCUGUGUCCCAAAUGGUGGAAAUGGAAGAGCAAGUAGUAGAAGAUCACAGGGCUAUCUUCCAGGAAUCUAUUAGAUGGCUGGAAGAUGAAAAAACUCUUCUUGAGAUGACAGAAGAAGUAGACUAUGAUGUGGAUUCUUAUGCUACCCAACUUGAAGCAAUUCUAGAGCAAAAAAUUGAUAUUCUGACCGAACUUAGAGAUAAAGUGAAAUCUUUCCGGGCAGCUCUACAAGAGGAGGAACAGGCCAGUAAACAGAUCAACCCAAAAAGACCACGUGCCCUUUGA
Messenger RNA from Empidonax traillii (willow flycatcher), 657 nucleotides. Its product is annotated as kinesin-like protein KIF2A. NCBI's taxonomy places the organism in Eukaryota, Metazoa, Chordata, Aves, Passeriformes, Tyrannidae. The record is from RefSeq and is a predicted model, not a curated record. Gene Ontology annotation, biological process: microtubule-based movement. The annotation marks the transcript as partial. The transcript is spliced from 6 exons. Gene Ontology annotation, molecular function: microtubule binding; ATP binding; microtubule motor activity.